GCUGCAUAUUAAUGAACUGCGUCAACGGAAGGCCGAGGUGUCAGGCGAGAGGAGGCCGGUGUUCAGCUCCUCCUUCCCGGGAUAUACACUUGUCAGCUGCCCGAGCCCUGCCUCUCGCUAUAUAUACCGGGGACACCGCGCCUGGGCGGCCUGAUUACUGGGGAUCCCGGUGUGUGUUACCUGCCCUCCCCAGACAAGGCGGAGGACACCCCCUUUAAUCCAACCAUUUCCUGGCAGAAGAGCCCCCAGAUUUAUCAGCCGCUCGAUGGGGAUUAACAGUGCAUCACCUGUGUGUGUCGCCUUCCCAGCCUGCCACCGCCUGACCAAGAAUUUUACCACUUCUUCUAUAGAAAUUAUGAAACUGGUAUUAACUGAAUGGCAAUUAUGGAUUUUUAACUCUAAUUCACAGUAAACCAUUAAGCCAUAUGAUUGAAUUAGCACCAAAUCCCGUUCUCUCCUGCGCACCCUCACAAAGCUGCGGAGGCCCCUGCACUGCGGAGUCAAAAGUAUUACUUGCACGAGGAACGUGUGGCAAGCUGAACAAAGAAGUCUUUAUUUAUCUUUGCAGAUAUAUAGUAUUAAUAUUUAUAUAGAGCCUCUAAGAAUUAUAUAGAUCUAUUUUUGUGGUGAUGAAGAUGGCCCCUCAGAGCGCCGAAUCGGAAUCUAUGCAAGUCCAGGACCCCACCAUGGCCAAGCUGAAGAAGGACGAGCCCAAAGAGACCGAGAGUCGGGAUGAGACCAUUAGCGAGGUCUCUAUUGACCGUAUCCCGACCCGCCUCUGGGUCAUGCAUGGCGCGGUGAUGUUUGGUAGAGAGUUUUGCUACGCUAUGGAGACUGCACUGGUGACACCGGUUCUGUUGCAGAUUGGUCUUCCUGAACAGUACUACAGUCUGACGUGGUUCCUAAGCCCCAUUCUUGGUUUGAUAUUUACUCCUCUUCUCGGCUCAGCUAGUGACCGCUGCACUCUUCGAUGGGGCCGCCGGCGGCCCUUUAUCCUCGGCCUCUGUAUCGGAGUUUUGUUUGGAGUUGCACUUUUUCUCAACGGCUCUGUGAUUGGUCUUGCCAUCGGAGAUGUCCCGGAGAAUCAGACCAUUGGCAUCGUCCUGACAGUGCUGGGCGUGGUGAUCUUAGAUUUCUGCGCCGACGCCACAGAGGGUCCUAUCCGCGCCUAUCUGCUGGACGUUGCGGAUACCGAAGAGCAAGACAUGGCGCUCAACAUUCACGCCUUCUCAGCCGGCCUUGGUGGUGCCAUCGGAUACAUGCUCGGCGGUCUCGACUGGACUCAGACUUUCCUCGGAUCCCUGUUCAAGUCUCAGCAGCAAGUCCUCUUCUUUUUCGCAGCCAUCAUUUUCUCCGUGUCUGUCGGCCUUCACCUCUUCAGUAUCGAAGAAGAACAGUACAGCCCUCAGCAGGACCGCCUGGAGGAUGAAGCCGACACCCUGUCCAGCAUGAAACUUAACAGCACCCUGGCGCCCAUGUCCCGGCUGAAUGUCAUCAACGAAGAAGACCCCUACAACUCCUUUCCGGACGACGUCCAGUCCGAGAAUGAUCUCAACCUCGACUUUCUCGAAGUGGAUAUCGUAAGGAGCAAAAGUGAUUCUGUCUUACACAUGCCCGACGCCACGCUGGAUUACGAAUCAGAGUUUCUGCAUUAUAUCGAACCCUCCAUCUUCCAGGACUGUUCCUACCCGAACACGCCCCGCAGCACCAGCCAGGAACUCCUCAAAUCCCAAUUCAACCGCCUGUCUGCCUUCCUCAGGGAGAACGAAAGGGAAGAGGAUAUGUUGCUCGAUAAUCACAUUAACGAAUUUAAAGUCCCCAAUGGCGGGGACAUGAUGCAGAAGGAGAACAUGAACGGGCACACCAGGAUAGGCAUGAAGCAGUCCUGCACCGCCAACUCCAUGCGCCGCCGCAGGCACAUGUUCUAUCGCCAGCCCUCUUACACCUUCUCCUAUUACGGCAAAGUAGGGUCCCACCGAUAUCGUUACAGGAGAGCCAACGCCAUCCUGCUGAUCAAGUCGUCCCGCAGCAUGAAUGACAUCUACGACAUGCAGAAGAGACAGCGCCAAAGGCAAAGGCAUCGGAACCAGAGCGGCGCCACCAACUCCAGUGGCGAUACCGAAAGCGAGGAAGGAGAGACUGAGACGACGGUCAGGCUGCUCUGGCUCUCCAUGCUGAAGAUGCCCAAAGAGUUGUUACGUCUUUGUUUGUGCCACUUACUGACCUGGUUUUCCAUUAUUGCUGAAGCCGUCUUCUACACAGACUUUAUGGGUCAGGUCAUCUUUGAAGGUCAUCCUAAGGCACCCUCUAAUUCCACAGAACUACAUCAGUACAAUGCCGGGGUGCAGAUGGGCUGCUGGGGUCUGGUCAUAUACGCUGCUACUGCUGCUAUCUGCUCAGCCUUGCUACAGAAGUACCUGGAUAACUAUGACCUAAGCAUCAAAGUCAUCUACAUCUUGGGGACCCUGGGCUUCUCCAUCGGCACUGCGGUGAUGUUCAUCUUCCCAAAUGUCUACGUCUCAAUGAUCAUGAUCAGCACCAUGGGAAUCGUCUCCAUGAGCAUCUCCUACUGUCCAUACGCCCUGCUAGGACAAUACCAUGAAAUGAAAGAGUAUAUUCAUCACAGUCCUGGGAACUCCAAGCGAGGAUUCGGCAUAGACUGCGCCAUCUUAUCUUGUCAGGUUUACAUCUCGCAGAUAUUGGUGGCCUCCGCCCUUGGUGCGGUGGUUGACUUCGGGAGCACAGUUCGAGUAAUACCUCUGGUGGCUUCUAUAGGCUCCUUCCUGGGGUUUCUCACAGCUACAUUCUUAGUAAUAUAUCCCGAAGUCCCAGACGAGAACAAGGAGGAACCCAAAAGCCAGGUUGCCCCAGAAGCUGCCAUCACUAAUGGACUGGAUCCCGAGAAGCCUCUGGUGCUGAAGCUUUCCCCCAAAGGGCAGACAACGGUUCCUCCAGAAGUAGAAAGCGAAUCGGCAGUCUGAGAUGGUGCUUUAGAAGAAGAAAAAAAAAAAAAACCCUAAGAAAGUCACAACACAUUCCAGACCAUACAGACCCACCAAUGGAAACAGAACAGCGGGUGAACGUCUAGACUGAGCCCAAACCUUAGCUUAGUGAAGUCUAAGCUCGCGUCCAGUCUAAGCCUUGAAAAUUACAUGCAAUUCAUUUAAUUUUCAGAUGGAAAAUUCUGGUUUGACGGAUUUCGCCAUUUUUUUCUGCAUGUGAGGCAAAACGUAUGUUAUAAACAACAAUUAGGUUUCGCAGGUUUUUACGACACUUUGGGUGUACAGACCACUGAUUACAAAAUUUUUUCUAUAGCUUUUCUCUCAAAAUCAUGGAUCAACGCAGCAAUCAAAGUGCAUCUCUCAGCGACACGCCAGGGAUUCACCAUGCGCCAGUCACAUUGGCAGGAGCUUCAAAAGCGUUUGCCCCCAAAUUUAGAAAAAAAAAAUGUAAUUUCUCCUAAAUUGUAAGAUGGAAAAGGCUCCUAGAUCCGUUGAGGAACGUUUCCCGUCUCCGUGGCGUGCCGCUGCAGAUACUCUAAAUAAUUGCAGCCUGUACUCAGUGUCUCCAGACGCCAAGUGAAAAAACUUAUACAUAUUUUUUUACUAGAUUGCUUUUCUUUGAAUUCUCUUUUCUUUUUUGACAUUCUAUAUAUUUUGCGUGCAAACAGUUUGGGUGACGAUUCCGUCCGUUGGCGGGACGCUGUCAGAACACGUAGGCAGUUUGACUUUUGCAAAAAAAAAAUGUGAUUCCUUUUCACUUGACGUCAGGUGUUCUAGAUUUAAAGCAAUACUACUCCAUGUGUCCGGUUCUAUCAUAAAUGGCUGCGAAAUGUUAUAUACUAUAUUGCUCGACUGUAAAAAAAAUAAAAAAUACAUUUUAUACCGCCAUUUACCAUAUACCGCCAUUUUUUAACAAUUUUCUUUAAUGCUACUUUCUUUUUGGGUUGAUUGUGUCUUUUUUUAUUUUUGUUUGCAGGUUAGCAAAGUAACUCAUUGACAGUCCCGGACAUACAGUGUCACACCACAAUAGUGAUAUGUGUGCGCCACAGGCUUGAGGUCUGGACCAUAUCGGCCGGAUUCAGGCAGGGAUGUUGAAUGUGGUUAAAAAAAUGGUGUAAAUGGUAAAUUUAAAAAAAUAUAUAUUAAGCAUCCACGCCUUUUUGGUUCCUCAGUGACGCAUUUUAGGUUUUCUUAAAGUAACAGAAAAAUUUUAAAUGUCACCAUGAUUUUUUUUCUUACAUAAUAUAAAUGCAAAAUGACGAGGAAACGCCCUGCGGGAACCGUCUGCAUUCCAUACUUUAUUUUUUCACCAAAUGGGUAAUUUUUGGGGUGAAAACAGGAGCAGGAGAGGCACUUUAAACCCGCAGCUGUAUAUACCAGUCCAUUAAUAUGUCUCCUGCACAGCCAUUUUGUACGGGUGACUGCUCUAGCGAAAUUGCCGCUUACCAUGAACCAGUGACUCCUGGAAGCUCACCAGGAAGCGCCACGAUCACUUACGACUUAAAGGAAAUCUCCACUCAAAAA
Molecule: messenger RNA, 4526 nt
Organism: Bufo bufo (common toad)
Lineage: Eukaryota; Metazoa; Chordata; Amphibia; Anura; Bufonidae
Gene: SLC45A4
Product: solute carrier family 45 member 4
Exons: 8
Coding region: 630-2981 (783 amino acids)
Biological process (GO): transmembrane transport
Cellular component (GO): membrane
Molecular function (GO): sucrose:proton symporter activity
Source: RefSeq, a predicted model, not a curated record